Candidozyma haemuli is the source of this 2922-nucleotide messenger RNA. Its product is annotated as pheromone-regulated protein. Gene Ontology annotation, biological process: transmembrane transport. The record is from RefSeq and is a predicted model, not a curated record. Gene Ontology annotation, molecular function: transmembrane transporter activity. NCBI's taxonomy places the organism in Eukaryota, Fungi, Ascomycota, Pichiomycetes, Serinales, Metschnikowiaceae. The transcript has a single exon. Bases 1 to 2922 code for a protein of 973 amino acids.
AUGUCAAGACCUCUGGACCUGUCGUCGUCGGAAGACGAGUCCCACUUCCAGCAUAACUUUAACGUGCCUGCGGUGAACUUAGCAUCGCUUCGGAAGAACAAUAAGAAGCAGAACGCCAAAACCAACUUGGUCAAGGCAAAGAAGAAGAUUACUGGCAAUGCCAAUAGAAACGUCAAGUACCUGGGCGAAGAUGUCCCACAUAAUAGAAACACCAUGGUGAGUACUUCGUCUCAUAACAACGUGGAUUCGUCGCUGUCUGAUCUGGACUCGGUCUCCAUGUCGUCUUUGGCCCGUGCUCGUGAGGAGGAGGGUGCUAAGGAUCUUCCCAACUUUGCUUUCAGGAUGCCAGAACAAAGAGGUGGAAAUGACGAUGACGAUGAUGACGAAUCUGACGAUAAUGACGAAACUGCCAUGCCUUUGGAAAUUGAGGAUUCUUCUGAUGAAGAGGAUGACGAAGAAGAGGUGGAUCCUAAGGAGUAUAGAAAACCACCUCCUCGUGGACGCAGUUCCAUUGGCUCUCGCCAAUCCAAGGGCUCUAAUAGUACCCACUCAAGGUCUGGCUCGCACGAGGUUGACCUUGCUGACGUUAGAAGAACGUCUUCUCAUACAUCUCGUAACUCGAGAAAGAGCAGCAGUAUCAGAAACAUCUUUAGAAGGCAGCUGUUGCUAGAUCAGGCUGAUAGUGCCGAUACCCCCUCUCGCUCAGACACAUUUAUUGGCAGAGUGCUAAAUAUGGGCGGCGGUGGCCUCAGUGGAGGCGGCUUGGCGCCUGGAGCUUCUAGGGCUGGUGAGCACCCAGGCAUAGAUGAAGAGGAAGAAGUGGGUGGUGAAGCAGAGGACCACGCCAUAGAAAUGCAAAACUUAAACUAUGCCGAGCUUAAUGAAGCUGCUAGGGAUUUGAUUGAUAUCCAUGCCCCAGAGCUCAAGGAAUCGAAGCGCAUGAACAGGGUUGCUUUCGAUACCCCUGAGGAGAAGAAUGAAUUUACCGAUGUUGAUUUACAGGAGGGUUCCUCCUUGGAUCACGAACAGGAGGAGAAGGCGAAGGAGCCAGAGAGAAGUAGCAGCCACAAGAGACAAGCCACUAUCGAUUCGGCUGAUAAUCCAUUCUACCAGCCCAACCCUGACUUGCUCCGUGACAACUUAGAUGAUGAUUUACAGGACGAUGACUUGCUUCUUGCCGAAGGCGGUGGUGAUGACUACGUUGCUCCUCCCAAACAAGUGCAUGCUGGUGUGCUUUCAUCCUUGUUGAAAUUAUACCAGAACCAAGGAGCCAGCAAGUCUACUGCCUCCUUCAACUCUUCCACAAAUACCAUGCUUGCUGAUGAGCAGUUUGAUGACAGUGAGUACAAUUCUAAGAACGUUAGUCAACAUGACUUUACUCAGCUCAAGAACAAUAUCAAACUGGGCCCCAAGAGAUUGGCCAAUAAGUUCAAGAAAAAGACUGAAAAGCCGGGAAAUGGUUCAGAUGAUGAAGAUUUCGACGAAGAUGCUGCUAAGUUACCCUCGUUUCAAAAUGCCCGUCCAAAGGCACCUAAGCAAAGCAGCAGCAACCGUCUAGGGAAGAAAUUGAAGAAGAAUAAGGACCAGAAGUUGCGUAUUACUGUUCACAUUGCCGAUAUUCUUCAAAGACAGCGUUUCAUCAUUAGAAUCUGUCGUGCACUCAUGUUGUAUGGUGCUCCAACCCAUAGAUUGGAAGAGUAUAUGGUCAUGACAAGUCGUGUGCUUGAGAUUGAUGGCCAGUUCGUCUAUUUCCCUGGUACAAUGCUUAUCGCUUUCGGUGACGCAGCAACCAGAACAUCCGAAGUUCACUUGGUCAGAUGUGCUCAGGGUCUCAACUUGUCGAAGCUUUCGGAUACCCAUAAGAUUUACAAGGAUGUGAUCCAUGAUUUGACCAGUGUGGAGGAGGCCACAAGGAAGCUUGAAGAGUUGUUGAGAAGAAAAAACCAAUAUCCUCCUUGGGUAAGUGUAUUCCUUUAUGCCCUAGGAUCAUGUUCUGUGUGUACUUUCGGUUUCGGUGGUGGAUGGCUUGAUGUGCCUAUUUCCUUCGGUCUUGGUGCAAUUGUUGGGUAUUUGCAAUUCUUUGUAUCUUCGAAGUCACAUUUGUAUUCUUCUGUGUUCGAAGUCACAUCGUCGAUUGUUGUCUCCUUUGUUGCAAGAGGAAUCGGUUCUGCUAAUGGUGGUGAUACCUUCUGUUUCGGUGCUAUUGCGCAAGGGUCACUAGCGUUGAUUUUACCGGGUUAUAUUAUUUUGUGUGGAUCGCUAGAGUUGCAAUCGAAGAAUAUCGUUGCAGGCUCUGUAAGAAUGUUUUAUGCGAUUAUUUAUUCGCUAUUUUUGGGUUUUGGUAUUACACUUGGAGCAGCUUUAUACGGUUGGGUUGACCUGAAUGCCACCGAUCAAGCGCAGUGUACUGCAAAUCAUGAAUUGAGACACGAGUGGAGAAUUUUGUUUGUCCCCCUUUUUACAACGUGUCUUGGGUUGAUUAAUCAAGCACGUUUCAGGCAAUUACCGGUGAUGCUUUUCAUUUCUUGUACUGCCUAUGUGGGAACAUAUUUCGCAGGUAAGCAUUUCCAGAACGUCACAGAAUUCACAGCUGCCAUUGGUUCUUUCAUCAUUGGUAUCCUAGGAAAUAUGUACUCGCGUGUCGGAAGAGGUAUGGCUGUGAGUGCUAUGCUUCCAGCCAUCUUCGUGCAAGUGCCAUCUGGUAUCGCAUCCAAGAGUACGUUAUUGGCUGGUGUUGACACUGCCAAUCGAAUCACGAACGCCACUAAAGGGGCCAUUGGUGAUGGUGAGACUACAUCGUCAUCUUUGAGCUUCGGUGCUACGAUGGUGGAGGUGUCGAUUGGUAUUUCUGUGGGAUUAUUCGCUGCUGCGUUGGUUGUCUACCCAUUUGGUAAGAGAAGGACGUCUCUUUUCACGCUUUAG